UGGUGUCUGGGCCGAGGGAGGGGGUGCUCCUGUGGGCGUGAUGCUGGGGUAUAAGUCAGUGGUUCUAACCUGUCUCUCCGGUUGUCCCCCCCCCUCCCCCCAGGGCUGCCCAUGUACUUGAAGUCCCUGCGCUGGGCCCUGGCGGUCAUGGCCGUGCUCCUGGCGGUGUCCACGGUCGCCAUUGUGGCCCUGGCCUCUAGAACAGGGGCCGUGUGCCGGCCGUGUCCCCAUGGCUGGCUGUGGUCUGGGGAGCACUGUUACUGCCUCUCUACUGAAGCUCAAGCCUGGGAGGCCAGCCAGGCUUUCUGCUCCGCCCACCAUGCUACCCUCCCCCUGCUGAGCCACACCCAGGACUUCCUGGGCAGAUACCCUGUCACCAAGUACUCCUGGGUGGGGGCCCGGCGAGGCCCCCAGGGCUGGCACUGGAUCGAUGGGGGCCCCCUGCCACCCCAGCUAGUCCCGGAGGAAGACAAGGACCAGCCGGGUCUGAAGUGUGCGGGCCUGGAGGGAGGCAAGCUCAUGGCUUUGGACUGCGCCUCUUCAAGACCCUGGGUCUGUGCCCAGGGGACCAACUGACUGGGGUUCUGCCCAUUCCAACCCUGUUGGGGGCAUACAGUUCCCUCCCGAGGGGGGCCUAUCCCCUGGACCCAGGCUCCCACCGCUCCCUGCUUGGUGCCUGGGGACCCUGCCUGAGCGAAGUAGGGAGCUGGGCCUCUGUUACAGGAAGAUCACCUCCGGGGAAGGCUUUCUGUGGCCCAUCUUCGCCUCCAGCUGCUGAAGAGGAUUUGUUCAGAGACCUUGAAAUGGUUUCUUUUUUUUUUUGCAUUUCUGAGCCUUGGUCUCUCCCUCAUGUAAAUGGCCAUUACCCAUUCUCUCCCUUACCUGCUUCAUCACAAUGCACCCUUCAGUCCUAGAGGAACGGAAAGGAUUAGUGAUCACAGGUGAGCCCCACCUGAGUGGACAUCAAGCCAUGAAAUGAGUGUUCCACUGGUUUGUGGCCAGAGGGCUUGUCAGCGGUGACAUCCUUGCUAUAAAUGCCGUUUCCAGGCGAGGGGCACACAGCUCACCCGUGUCAGCAAGUGAGAAGUGGUGGCCCCCGGAGGAGGAGGAAGGUUGCACACUGAUGGCCAAGGCUGGGUCGAUGGGGAGAGGACCACCAUGGU
Molecule: messenger RNA, 1163 nt
Organism: Myotis brandtii (Brandt's bat)
Lineage: Eukaryota; Metazoa; Chordata; Mammalia; Chiroptera; Vespertilionidae
Gene: KLRG2
Product: killer cell lectin-like receptor subfamily G, member 2
Exons: 4
Coding region: 112-576 (154 amino acids)
Source: RefSeq, a predicted model, not a curated record